AUGGAUGCGCGUAAAAAAGCGGGUGUCACCGGUGUAGGUGAGCGAAGGCCACGUGGCCGGCACGCGGGCCCGGCGCGGCGGGAUAUACUUGCGAAUCCGCGAGGGAGCACCCGCCGGAAACCGAGGUGUACCGGGGCUCCUCGAGUACAGAGAAGUGGCGGCCCGCGGCGCGCCUGCCCCGCGCCCGCGCGUCCCUCUUACCCCCGCCACACACCCGCACAUGCACUGACUCCGCAGCCUUCGUCUCCACACCACCACUCACCCCGCGCACUAUGUUUGCUUUAA
This is a messenger RNA of Arctia plantaginis, 285 nucleotides long. The record is from the annotation of a GenBank genome assembly. NCBI's taxonomy places the organism in Eukaryota, Metazoa, Arthropoda, Insecta, Lepidoptera, Erebidae.